Molecule: messenger RNA, 1407 nt
Organism: Cucumis melo (muskmelon)
Lineage: Eukaryota; Viridiplantae; Streptophyta; Magnoliopsida; Cucurbitales; Cucurbitaceae
Product: homologous-pairing protein 2 homolog
Exons: 7
Coding region: 20-817 (265 amino acids)
Biological process (GO): meiotic strand invasion involved in reciprocal meiotic recombination; homologous chromosome pairing at meiosis; meiotic joint molecule formation
Cellular component (GO): DNA recombinase auxiliary factor complex; condensed nuclear chromosome
Molecular function (GO): double-stranded DNA binding; recombinase activator activity
Source: RefSeq, a predicted model, not a curated record
UCUAAAGCUUAGGAAAGCAAUGUGUGUGAGUGUGUUAUAUAUAUUAAGGCUAUAUUUUGCACUUCGGCUUCUUGAAGAAGCCAGGGAAAGCACUAGGCAAAGUUUCCCGCCCAUUUCUCUUCACUCUAAUCCAUCAAUGGCUCCCAAAUCCGAUAGCGCAGAAGCGAUCGUGCUCAACUUCGUAAACGAGCAAAAUCGUCCACUGAACUCCCAAAAUGCAGCCGAUUCAUUACAAAAGUUCAAUCUCAAGAAAACGGCGGUGCAAAAGGCACUGGAUUCCCUCGCCGACACUGGACGGAUUUCUUUCAAGGAGUAUGGCAAGCAGAAGAUAUAUAUCGCUCGGCAAGACCAAUUUCAGAUCCCCAACAGUGAGGAACUUACUCAGAUGAAGGAAGCAAACGCCAAACUGCAGAAACAUCUAGACGAGCACAAAAAGGCUAUUAGUCAGGUUGAGGAAGAAAUCCGAACAUUGCAGUCAAACUUAACUCUGGAACAAAUGCGGGAAAAGGAAGUUAUGCUCAGAAAGGAGGUUAAGGAAUUGGAAGACAAAUUAGAAGUAUUGCGCAGAGGUGUAACGUUGGUGAGCCCAGAAGACCGCAAAGCAAUUGAGCAGAUAUACUCUGAGAAAUUAAGCCAGUGGCGAAAGCGAAAAAGGAUGUUCAAAGAUAUAUGGGAUGCUAUCACUGAGAACUCACCCAAGGAUUUAAAAGAAUUUAAGGAAGAACUUGGCAUCGAAUACGAUGAAGAUGUGGGCGUGAACUUGCAGUCAUUUAGCGAUAUGUUACCACAAAAUCGAAAGAGGCCCAGGGGUUAUUAAGUCCAAACUCAAGUUUUAAAAGCAUGAAACAAGAAAAACAAAUAAUCUUACACGAAAGAGGGCUCUCUCAUGGUGGCCAAGCUGCAGCAACUGAACUACAUCAGAACGAGCCUGGGAGGACCUGACCUGGCGUUGGUUUGCAAGAACAGCGAGCCGAGAUAUGGCCAAGUUCACAAGAGCUUUGAACCUUGUGGUCUUAAAGCUUCUUCCCAGCAGUGCAUCAAGUUUCUUUCCCAUCACUCCAAUGUUUCUGAGAGAUCUUUGUUAGGAGAACUCCGAACAACUUCUCCUUUCAUGGAGGGAAAGCGGCUUUAAAAUACACAGCCACGUCAAUAGGUGAAUUAUAAGAGUUAGCCACGUGGACGCCAGGUAGAAUUCAAAAGGAACAUAAAAGUAUAUAACAGGUUUAGACUUUAAUGACUUGAAAAGAUCUAAGUUUUUCUAAUUCAUCAACUACCAAGUUGCCUUAUUUUGAAUUGGGUCUUUUCUAGAUAGUCCUCUAAAUCACUUUUUUAUUUAAUACCAUAAAUUUCAAGAUUUGAGAUCUACAAUUGGUGAAAAUAAAUUAAUGUACUAAUUUCUUCUCUUAA